Melampsora larici-populina 98AG31 is the source of this 384-nucleotide messenger RNA. RefSeq lists its product as uncharacterized. The coding region runs from base 1 to 384 and encodes 127 amino acids. The transcript is spliced from 3 exons. The record is from RefSeq and is a predicted model, not a curated record. NCBI's taxonomy places the organism in Eukaryota, Fungi, Basidiomycota, Pucciniomycetes, Pucciniales, Melampsoraceae.
AUGUACCACAAGAUCAAUGCAUUGGACACUGUACCAACUUGGUAUGAAGCAGAACUUGCAGGAAACCAAGUUAUGACCAAUCACAAUGUCAAGAAUCUGAAAAGUGUCACCCAUGAAGAGUUUGAUUCAGCUUUAGAGAAUUGCAAGAAUCAGGAUUUGAUGGAAUUGAAGCCACUCCCUGGCAAUCAGGCUCCCAGCGGUUCUACAGAGCAAAAUAUACUCAAGACUGCUGUUGAUGUUGCUAGAUUGAGAGAUAUUGGAAAGGCAUCAGUGACAACCCCAAAAUACUUUCGGAAGGAGAAGAGGAAAGUUAUUGACUUGUCAACAGCUGAAGCGCUUGCGUUUGGCACUAUACCUUCAUCUCAAGACAUACAACAACAUUAA